AUGGAAGUCACACGGUCAUCACUGUGGGCCCUGCUCGCGUUUGCCGUCUUCCUGCGACCAGCCAGAAGUCAGUCUUCCAAGCCAAACAUCGUUUUCAUCUUGGCUGACGAUUUGGGAUGGAACGACUUGAGUUUUCACGGUUCCGACGAGAUACCGACACCUAACAUUGAUGCACUGGCAUUCAACGGUAUUGUGCUGAACAAUUUAUACACUCAACCGGUUUGCACGCCGUCUCGGGUGGCUCUAAUGACUGGAAAGUAUCCCAUUAAAUUAGGUAUGCAAGGUCCUCCGACUUAUGGUGCCGAACCGAACGGUUUGCCACUAUCCGAGAAACUGUUACCGGAAUACCUCAGAGAAUUGGGGUAUACGACUCGAGCUAUUGGCAAAUGGCACUUGGGUUUCUACAAACAAGCCUAUACACCCACACGACGAGGUUUCGACUCGCACUUUGGCUAUUACACCGGAUACGUCAGUUACUACGACUACAUACUUCAAGAUGUCUACCAAAAUUUCGGCGAAUUCCAAGGGUUUGACAUGCGACGAAAUGACACGAUCGCAUGGGAUGUGGUCGGCAAGUAUGCCACGGACGUGUUCACCGACGAGGCAGUGCGAUUGAUCAAAGAACAGCCGGCCAACCGACCACUGUUCAUGUAUCUAGCACAUGUGGCCGUCCACACGGGUAACAGGGGUAAGUAUUUGGAGGCACCGCAGUCUGAAGUCAACAAGUUUAAUCACAUUUUGGACCCAAACCGCCGAAUUUACGCAGCGAUGGUAUCGAAACUAGACGAGUCUGUGGGUCGAGUAGUGGAGGCGCUAACAGAAAAGAACAUGCUGCAGAACACUAUAAUCGUGUUCAUGUCAGAUAACGGAUCGCCGUCGUUCGAUAGUUCCGGUCGGAAUUUCAGACCCGAAGCCGGUGUAACAGCCAACUGGGGUUCCAAUUUCCCGUACAGAGGUAUAAAGAACACGUUGUGGGAAGGUGGCGUUAAGAGCGCGUCAUUUAUCUGGGCUCCAUAUUUCCAGGAAAAUCCUCGAGUUUCCAAACAGCUCAUGCACAUUACUGAUUGGCUGCCGACGUUAUAUUCAGCUGCAGGUGGAAAUCCAGGAUUUUUACCGAAAAAUCUGGAUGGAAUCGACCAAUGGACAUCUCUUACAUUAAAUUUACCAUCUCAACGUAAUUUCGUUCUACUCAAUAUAGACGAAAAACAGCGUUAUGCAGGUAUUCUCAAAGACAACUGGAAAUUAAUCGUCGGUUCGACAGCGAACGGGACACUGGACGGAUUCUUCGGGGCGACCAGACCGCGGACACCGUAUAACGCAACCGCGGUUCUGUUCAGCCCUGCCGGUCGGGCACUCGCCAAGCUGUCGGACUCGCUUCCCUUCGCCACCGCCGGCUUCGGACCAAUGAGCGGCGUCCGCGAACUGUUGGCCAUGAGGUACGAGUCGACAGUCCGGUGCAACCCUUCGGCGGCGGGGCCUCGUACCCAGUCACCAUGUCCGGCUGGCGAGGCGUGCCUGUUCGACCUGGUGGCCGACCCUUGCGAGACCAACAACGUGGCCAAGAAGUACGUGGCCGUCAGCGGGCAGCUGUACGAGGCCCUCAAGUACUACAGGCGGCUGCUAGUGCCGCAGACCAACCGGCCGUUCGACCCGGCCGCCAACCCAGCCCGGUUCAACAACACGUGGUCCAGUUGGAUGUACUGA
Molecule: messenger RNA, 1704 nt
Organism: Macrosiphum euphorbiae (potato aphid)
Lineage: Eukaryota; Metazoa; Arthropoda; Insecta; Hemiptera; Aphididae
Source: the annotation of a GenBank genome assembly